AUGACUGAACUUGAUUCUCACAAGGCUAUUGUUGCUGAAUUUAAUAAAAUUUGGCAAGAACAAGAAAGUAAAUGGAAAGAACUCUUUGAAAAUAGACAAAUGACUACUACUGGAGAUAAUAGGUAUUGGCAUGAUAGAGAACAUAUUCGGUUUUUGGUUUGUAUAAAGUUUUUAAAAGCUACUAAGUGUAGUGGACUUCCAGUUAAACAAAUAGCCAUGUAUAUUUAUACAAGAAAUGGUAUCCAAGUUAGAACUCAUGCUCAAAAAUAUUUUAAAAAUAUUAGAGAAUUAAAACCUGAUGAAGAAGAAAAGGUGAGUCUUCUCCUUGAAAGAGAUAAAUAUUUACUUCAAAAUUUAUUCUCUCAACAAAAGAAAACACAUAUUAAAAAAAGUAAAUUGUAA
Messenger RNA from Entamoeba nuttalli P19, 402 nucleotides. Its product is annotated as Myb family DNA-binding protein, SHAQKYF family protein. The record is from RefSeq and is a predicted model, not a curated record. Bases 1 to 402 code for a protein of 133 amino acids. NCBI's taxonomy places the organism in Eukaryota, Evosea, Mastigamoebida, Endamoebidae. The transcript has a single exon.